This is a messenger RNA of Mya arenaria, 3515 nucleotides long. RefSeq names its product transducin beta-like protein 2. The record is from RefSeq and is a predicted model, not a curated record. Bases 77 to 1423 code for a protein of 448 amino acids. Gene Ontology annotation, molecular function: protein binding. Lineage: Eukaryota; Metazoa; Mollusca; Bivalvia; Myida; Myidae. Gene Ontology annotation, cellular component: endoplasmic reticulum. The transcript has 12 exons. Gene Ontology annotation, biological process: endoplasmic reticulum unfolded protein response.
CAGUGUCAAAAACUUACACGCGACAGUUUUGCAUUUUCAGCUAUUUUUGCUUUAAAACAAUAAGCUUCCUGGAGCAAUGGAGGAAGAAAAUUCAGUUCCUGCAAUUGCAGUUACGGCUGCAGUUGGUGCUAUUGUUCUCCUUAUCAUGUUAUUCUUUACAAUGGGAAGGAAAUCUCAAACUGAAGAGAAAGAAGAGAGUGAAGAUGAAACCAAAACAUCAAAAAAGGAAAAACAACAGCCAACCACGAAGAAGACAAAGUCUGUUGCUCGGACGAAGGGCAAAGACAGAGUUGUCUUCUCUCACGAGUGGCUAGCCGGGUCCUUGAAAGGUCACAGCUCAAGGAUCUUGGACAUGGAUUUCAGUCCUAAUGGCAAAUAUGUCAUAACUGUGGCUGAAGAUCGUUCCGUAAUGCUGUGGUCAACCAAAGAAUUUGAACAAAAGGAACACAAAUUCAUUCGGGGGAAUGUAGACCUUGACCAUGCCACCAGGGUCAAGUUUAGUCCAGACUCCAAGGCUUUCAUUGUGAGCCUUGGCAAUGCAAACACAAUUCGCGUGUUUCGGAUCGGGAAAAAAGAUGACGGAAGCCCCGGCAAUAUUGCCGGGGCUCUAGACUUCCCACAGAAACAUAAAGCAGAGAUCAUCAACAUUGGGAUAGCCAGCAGUGGACGGUUUAUCAUGAGUAUUUCCUCAGACACCGCCAUGAUUGUGUGGUCUAUUAAAGGCGAUGUGCUCAGUGAGAUAAACACUAACCAUAUGAACAACUACUACGGAGCAGUGUCCCCAUGCGGAAGAUUUGUGGCCUCCUCAGGCUUCACACCAGAUGUGAAAGUGUGGGAGGUUUGUUUCACCAAGACUGGGGAUUUCCAGGAGGUUAGACGAGCAUUCGAGUUGAAAGGUCAUUCCGCCGGCAUCCAUUCCUUCAGUUUUAACAGUGAUUCCACGAGAAUGGCCUCCGCUUCAAAAGAUGGCACUUGGAAAUACUGGGAUACAAAUAUACGAUACGAUAUGAACCAGGAUCCGUAUCUGUUGUUCACGGGAAAACUCCAGUGGCCCGGCCUAUGUAUCAUAUCCUUGUCCCCGGAUGGUCGAACUCUUGCCAUGGCACAAAACUCUGGCCUUCACAUCUGUAACUCGUCUGGACAGGAUGAGGAAAUCAUUGAAAAUGUUCACUCAGAAAUAUCAUCCCAGAUAGGGUUUGACAACUCAGGAAAAUAUGUGCUCAGUGCUGGAGACAAACAUGUCUAUGUUUUACAUAAUAUCACAGGUUAUAAAGCCACAAUAGAAGAACUUGUAAGUUUAGAAACAAAAGCAAACGGACAAGCCAUGAAAGAAAGAAUCAGAUCUCAAAUCACUGAUGCACAAGUUGCCUUGAAGCGCAUACAGGGAGAAGGAACAACAAAUGGCCACGCAGGAGGAAAGUAGUCUCCACAACUGUGUCAAGUUUUAAACGCUGAGAAAGUUCAACUGUGGGAUGCAGUGUAGUUCCACUAUUGAAGGAUGCUAUGUGAAUCUGUAUUAUUUCUUCAUAAAUUUUAAAGAAUGGUUUGGUCAAUAAUCAUCUUGAUAAAAAGCUGCAGUUCUAUAAAGUUUGGAUCCAUGAUUAAAAAUAAUUAUUUUGAUUUUAGAAGAAUAGAUGAUAUAGGAUGGUUUGAGAUUGAGAUACUAAAUAUAUAUUCAUCUUAUGGUUUAAAACAUGUUUUCAGACUGAUAUAUUAUUGGCUUGUCUUUAAUUCAGACAUUUUUCAAACCAUUCGAUCAUGAAAGAUGCUACGUUGUUUGUUAUGUGUCAUGGACGGAGAAACUAUCCUAUAGUUAUUAAAACUUAUUAUUUGUAGUCUCUAACUUGUUUGUUUGAAGAUACUAAACAUGCAGGGCGCUUGUCAUAUCUUAGUUCAACAAAUUGUGUCAUAAUAUCUAUAUUACAAUCAUGCUGUGUAUUGAGAACAAACAAAAACAUCAGCGAUAAAAAUGACAAUUUAAUGUGUUCAAAUAUGGUUAAAAGUCACAAACCAUGAGGAUGAGGAGCCUAUGGUUGCAUUUGUGUGGGCCUUUCCUCCAAGGCGGUUGUGGGUUCAAGCCCAACCCCAGGGGAACAUUCUCUUGAUCUCUAAAAGGUCACCAAUACUGGUUUCUACCCAGGAAAUGGGCCCAUAAGUGAUUCAUAUUGGCUCAUUAAUAUGUGUUAACUAUUAAACUGAAUAAUUACGAAUUAUAAUUUGAUUUUUUUAAUAAGUGAUUUUUAAACACUUUUACCAUAAAAAAUUAAAUGGAUCAAAAGAUGGGAUCGGCUUGAACAAUCAUUUCGCCUGGAAAUGGGCAUUUUCUUGUACUAAUGUGCACUGUUAAUCCUUCUGUCUGUAGAACUUUUAUUUAGCUUUUAAGACAUUGUUUAUGAUUUGUAAUUGUAAUGGUAAAAGUAUUUUUAUUUCAUCUGUUUUGCUGAAAGAAGAAGUUGAACUAUUAUGACAUCUUUGGCGUCAUUGAUGAACAUCAAAUUUGACAUAGGCCAAAACACAAAAAAAAAAUCAAGAUAUUCAAAUGAAACUUUGUAUACAUGUUGACUGGAAUACAUAAGACCAUCGUUGGCAUUCGCUUCACUGGUCUUUUGGUGAAUAUCUGAAUUUUGUUUAUCAUUAGAAUUUCUAGGAUUUUGCAAAAAUGUUCAAGCUUUAAAAUUACAUUUGUACAAGAAGUGCUUGCAUGAAGUACAAGUCAUAGGUUUUAAGGAUUGAUCGCAUAUAUUUGUGUGUUUAUGCUGGAGGCAGGAGGGCAUGCAUGCAAAUUCCGUGAAAUGCACGUUUAAAAAUAAGUGAAACCGUCUGCAGGCUGAGUUUUUAUUGUUAAAGAAAAGUUAUGACAACAUACUUUUGUGUAAUAGAAUAGCCAAUAAUUGUAAUGUCCUAUACCAUUGGUUAUAUGACAUCCAGCUAAUCCAAUCAGAGCGCAGUAUUUAGAUAAACAAUGACAUCAUAAACCCUUGCGGGUUAUACAAUGGAAAUGUUAAGUUUUCUAUGUAUGUAAGACCAGGGAAUGUAAAUGUUGUAAAGUAAAGCUGUUGUGCAUUUCUAAGGUACUGUUUUUGACAUGAUUUGGUAUUGGGUCGAUUUACAAUAUAAAAUUUGAAACAAAAGGUCAAUAGGAAAACUUCACUACAGAAAAUUUAUACUAUAAUAACAUAUAUAUAUAUAUAUAUAUGUGUAACUGUGAAAAUUGCUAUGUUUAAUAUGCAUAAUAUCUUUUAACUAUCUUGGGCCAAAUGCUUUUAAAACAAUACAUAUUUGUAACAUAAAUAUAACAGUUUCUUUGUUUGCUUUUGUUCAAAUUGUGUUCACCAUUUUGAUAGUAAUAUACCGUUAUUGUUUUACUUUUUGUAAUUAUUUUCGAUAACGAUAAUUCAUAAAUUUAUGAGAACUGUUUGACUACAGACCCAGUUUUCAGUACUUUGCUUGUUAUUUGGUGUUGGAAAACGCUAUAAGCCUUAUGUGUAUUAUGAUUAAAGAUAAUAUAAGAAUUA